ACCUCCCUCUGAUUGGCCAGAGCCAAAAAUACGCGCCACACAUGUCGUAUUCGAAGUAAACAAAUUCUUGAAUUAUCAGCUUCUAAAAAGUUUACAGUUGUCUGAAUUGUGUACUUUGUGUUGUACGAUAACAGAUAACAGCUCUUAAACGUAUCUUUACGUGCAAUUUCUUGCGUUAUAUGAGCCACUGGCGUCGGUCAUGUGGCCGGUUCCGUGAUUCUACACAUACACCAGCUUGAGCCGGAGGAAAAUUAAUGUAAACAAGUGUAUGUUGUUUAAAAAUAAUAUUGUGGACAAGCAAAUAUAAUGGAUUGUGUUGCAACCGGAGGAAACGUGAAAGUUUUAGCAAAAGCCAUACAUUCGCUGUCAAGAAUCGGAGAGGAGCUGUAUUUGGAGCCUGUGGAGGAUGGGCUGUCCCUUCGGUCGGUUAACUCUUCCCGGUCAGCCUUUGCCUGCUUCCUGCUGUCUCCUCUCUUCUUCCAGAAAUAUCAGGCUCCUUCAGACCAGAACUUUCGCUGCAAAAUACCCAUCAAGAGUGUUCAGGCUGUGUUCAAGUCCCUGUCGUCUCUGGAUCGCUCCGUAGAAAAGUGCCGUAUUCAGCUGAACAGUGAAAAGAGUCGGUUGACCAUAACUCUGCACUGUAAACACGGGCUCUUGAAAACACAUAAUUUGUCCUUUCAGGACUGUGAGAGUUUGCAGGCCGUGUUUGAUAAAGAAAGCUGUGCAAACGUGCUACAAGCUCAACCCAGGUUGAUGGUGGACACAGUUCUGCAUUUCCCUCCAUCUCAGGAGGAGGUGAAUCUGUCAGUGAGCAGUGACCGAGUGUGGCUCAGGAACCACGUGGAGGAUGACGCAGACUCAUCACGGGCAAUGAUGACUGAACUGUGUUUGAGCUCAGUGGAGUUCGAUCAUUUUGCCAUCAGCACUCAGACCAGCAUCACCUUCUGCCUCAAAGAGCUCAGGGGUUUGCUUGUAUUUGCUGAGUCGUCUGGUCUUCCAAUCUCUAUUUAUUUUGAUGAGCCAGGCAGUCCAGUAAUCCUGAGUGUAACAGACAGUGUUCUGGAGGCUAAUUUUGUCCUCGCUACACUGUCAGAGGACUCGCAUCCAAAGAACCACGGCAAAUCCAACCCAAAACACCCUGAUACAGAGCAACCACCAGACGACUUCAUGAAUGACGACAUGGACUCAUUUCUCAUCGCCAUGGAGACCAGUGAACUUCCUGGACCGUCACAUGCACCCACAUCCCCCCCGCACACCUCCAAUAACAGAAAACACCCAUCCAGCGAAGAGGAGCAGGAGGAAGCACUUGCAGAAGGACCUCCCAACAAAAAGUUUUGUUCACUUUUCUUCGGUUCAGUCCUGCCCACGCUGUCUCAGCGGACCAAUCAGACGAUACAGAGCCAGGAAGUGCUCGCAAGUGACAGUGAAGACGAAAAUCAGGCAGAAACAUCAUAGCGAUGUGGAAACAUGCAACCUCACAAAGACUGCUAAAGACAUUUACACACACACACACUUCUCCUGAUUUUAUUUUCUAUCAAAAUAAUAAUGAGUUUAAACCAAGAGAUGAAGCAGUGAAUAAAACAAGCCACAUCAAAUCAUUGAACGGCUCACAUUAAAACAUCUCACUCGCACUGUGAAAUGCGAAUAUGUGGUCAAGUCUCUGAUUAUUUAGAAGUAA
Molecule: messenger RNA, 1678 nt
Organism: Pimephales promelas (fathead minnow)
Lineage: Eukaryota; Metazoa; Chordata; Actinopteri; Cypriniformes; Leuciscidae
Gene: rad9a
Product: RAD9 checkpoint clamp component A
Biological process (GO): mitotic intra-S DNA damage checkpoint signaling; DNA repair; DNA replication checkpoint signaling
Cellular component (GO): checkpoint clamp complex
Source: RefSeq, a predicted model, not a curated record